UUUCAUUAUGUUCUGUAUCACGUCCGAUGUAGCACGAUCACCUUAAUAAUUAUGUACAAAAUAACAUAUUUCACAGACGGUUAAACAUGACGGUUUACUCGUAUGUUAUAUUUUUAGUGAUCGCAGUGAACAGUGUUAUAACCAACGCACUUUUCAUACCAAGAUCUUUGCCUGAAGAUGCACUUUUGAACUUUACUGAACUGAGUGAAAAAUACGGACAUAAGGCUGAAGAACAUAGUGUUGUAACUGAAGAUGGUUAUGUUUUGACACUGUUUCAUAUAGCAGGAAAGAGGAAACCUCCAGUUUUACUGUUACAUGGCAUACAUGAUACAGCAGACACUUUUAUUAUAAGAGGAAAGAGGUCUUUAGCGAUUACAUUAGCGAAUACAGGCUACGAUGUCUGGGCAGGAAAUACUAGAGGCAAUAAAUACGGCAGGCGACAUAUCAAGCUUAAUCCAGACACAGAUCCGGCAUUCUGGGACUAUAGUUUCCAUGAACAUGGCGUAUACGAUCUCGCAGCUAUAACAGACUAUAUUUUAAAUGCAACGGGAGAACAGAGCUUACAAAGCAUCGGACACUCUGAAGGAACGACGAAUCAUUUUGUAUUAGGAUCGCAGAGGCCUGAAUACAAUGAUAAAUUCAGACUCUUCAUAGCAUUAGCUCCUGUGGCAUUCUUAAGCAAUUUGAUAUUACCCAUAUCCGCUGUAACUGAAUUUGGUCCUUUAUUAAACCAAGUAUUACUCGCUUUGAAAAUCGAAGAAUUGAUAAAUGAGAAAGGUAUCGAGAAGAAUCUUGUGAAUUUGAUCUGCAACAAGGAAGACAUUGGUUACGAAUUGUGUUUUAAAGUAAUUAUACUACAGGGUGCAGGUUAUGAUCCUAAACGUAUAGAGGCAGAGUUUUUCCCGACUGUUAUAGGACAUUAUCCAGCAGCGGGUUCAAGGAAAAAUUUGCAACAUUACGACCAAGUAGCUUUAAGUAAACGCUUCGCCCUUUUUGACUAUGGCCCUCAAGAGAAUAUGAAACGGUAUGGUUUUACAGUGCCUCCUGAUUAUAAUCUUCGACAGGUUACAAUGAAAACAGCACUUAUAGUGGGGAGAAAUGACAACUUGUCCAGAGUUCGAGACGUGGAAUAUUUACGCUUUCUCCUUCCGAACAUUGUCGAGUAUCAUUUGAUGAGGCAAAAAAGAUGGAACCAUUUAGAUUUCGUCUGGGGCAACGACAUGCCGGAGACCUUGUUUCCUGAGAUAAUGUCGUUGUUAGAAAAAUAUAGCUGAAUGAAAAAGAGAAGAACCAAGAUUAUGUUUACUAAGAAUAUUGGUACCGCUUAGCAUGAUAACAAUUGAAAUACUGUCCAGGCCGGUUUCGACCACGGCGACUGAUGUUCUGAUUAAUGAAAGCGACGUUCGUGAGCUCUCAGGUGGGUGAUAUAACCGAUUUUAGCAGCAAAUGUCACAAUCGGACACGGACACAAUCACUGCAAGUCAGUACCCCUCCAACGAAAUUGUAUGUAGGUAAGCAUGCGAACUCAGAAUAAGAAAGAUUAGCUGAAUUACACACAAGCAAGGAUUGCGACUUCUACUGAUAAUUCAAAUUAGUUUCUAGUGUAAAUAUAGUGAUAUAGAAUUAAAGAAAGAAUAAAAAGACAGUAUUUUGACAAAAUAUCUUGUGAUUUAGAAACUUAUUCGUGACACUAUUUAUGUUUAUGAGUACCUAUUAAUAGAACCAUGAAAAUAGAAGAUAUUUUAACUUACAAACUGUUAGACAACGCAAAGCAAAACAUGAUAAACUUAGUACGUACAAGCCCACAAACAUGAAAUUACUGCAAAUAUGAAAGUGAUUUAAGGACAUAGUGUGAGGACAAAAAGUGAGUGUAAUAGACCAGUAAUGUGCCAUUAUUUAUAGUCAUACGGUAUACAGUAAACAAAUAGUGUUUCGCAUCAAAAUACCUGGGCGAAAGUGUUAAAAAGUGACAGUUAUUUUAUCUCGUGGAUAAAACCAUCCAUAAUACGCCGGCUGGAAGGAUUAGCUUCGUCUAAAAUUUGAUUCGCCCACCGAUAUAAAUAAUUACAAAGUGAUUUCGGUACUUAAUUUAAUUUUAAUAAUUCGGUUGCGAGUCAGGCACCGAGGCUUCCAUACCACCGUAUUUUUAAAAUUUUUAUUAAUUUUUAGUCACCUCAAUUUGCAUAAAUCUAAUACCUUUAAAUGAGCUAUUCUUGAGCGAUGGUGGCCGAGUGGAUAUGACGUCCGACUUUCGAUCCGGAGGUCGCGGGUUCAAAUCCUGGCUCGUACCAAUGAGUUACGAAAUGGAACUGAAAUAAAACCCCUUGACCGUACAUGCUGUAUAAAUGCAUCUUUUUUGUACAGGUAAUGUUUGAAAUUAAUAUAAAUCAUAAAGGUUCGUUAGGAUUCAGACUUCAAAGCAGAUUAUCUUCCAUAUUUGGAAUAAAUAAAUUGUUAAUAAAAAUAUUUACAAAAAUAUUUGUCGUUAAAUAAAUAAACAGAAAAUUCAACAUGUAGGUCGUUCUUCUAGUUUCCUUUGCAUUCACUCGAAUAUGCAAGAGUGAUACAGACACAAAUAACGAAAUUUUCGUUAUCAUCAUUUGCUGCGAGCUUGAUUAGCAGUGCAGCUCUGUUUUUGACAUGUAUCACGGAAACAAACAAACAAACAUACUAAAAAUCAGUGUCAAUGCCAAAUGUCAUAACUCAUAACUCAUAACAUAUACAACAUACAUAACAUAUGGUUAACAUGGAAAUUAUUCAAGUUUAGAUUUGACGAGCUGCUUAGAAACUAGACAACAUCAGAGACAAUUAUUUAAUAAAGACUAUCUAUCUCGAAUACGCUUUUCUCUUCGUUGUUGUAGAACUUGUAGAGCGCGCUACCGCACGCCGCUAAAGGG
Molecule: messenger RNA, 2897 nt
Organism: Cydia fagiglandana
Lineage: Eukaryota; Metazoa; Arthropoda; Insecta; Lepidoptera; Tortricidae
Product: lipase 1-like
Exons: 1
Coding region: 87-1274 (395 amino acids)
Biological process (GO): lipid metabolic process
Molecular function (GO): hydrolase activity, acting on ester bonds
Source: RefSeq, a predicted model, not a curated record